Messenger RNA from Plutella xylostella (diamondback moth), 963 nucleotides. Its product is annotated as dual specificity protein phosphatase 22-B. NCBI's taxonomy places the organism in Eukaryota, Metazoa, Arthropoda, Insecta, Lepidoptera, Plutellidae. Gene Ontology annotation, cellular component: cytoplasm. Gene Ontology annotation, biological process: negative regulation of MAPK cascade; protein dephosphorylation. The record is from RefSeq and is a predicted model, not a curated record. Gene Ontology annotation, molecular function: phosphoprotein phosphatase activity.
AGAACAACAACAAAGCUUACAAAAUCUCCCGUGUUUACCGUGUCUGAAUAAACCGCGUAAACUAUCUAUAAACGGACAAGCAUGAGCACAAUGUGAGGGCCCCCCAAAUAAUAUGGUCAAUGCCCGUCGUCUCCUCGUCCUCAUGCUCAGUGUCUCCAUCAUAGCCUUCCUCUCCUGGUCGCACCCCGUCAGUGCCUUCAAGUCGUGGUCGCGCCCCGUCAGUGCCUUCAAGUCGUGGUCGCGGCGCCUGCAAGCCUACGCCACCGUCGACCUCUGCACAGAGCCUUGCUACAGCGAGAUCAUCCCCGGCCUCUAUCUCAGCAACGCGCGCGCGGCCGCCGACCAGGAUGUCCUCCGCAACCUCAACAUCACUCACGUGCUCACCAUCGAGAUACGCCGCCUGCCGAAAUCUACUUUCCAGGGUACCAACAUCAGCACCCUCUACAUUAGGGCCAACGACCUACCUUCCACCAAUCUGCUGCCGUAUUUCCCUAUGGCGCACCACUUCAUCGAAGAAGGCUUGCGAGUCGGGAACGUGAUCGUCCACUGCCACUUCGGGGUCUCGCGGUCAGCCACCCUUGUCAUCGCGUAUCUGAUGAAGAAGUACGACAUGACCUUCGAACAGGCGUUCGGCUACGUCAAGUAUCGGAGGAAUUUCGUGAACCCCAACUCGGGGUUUCGGGAACAGCUGCGGGAGUAUCGCGAAAUGAACUUCGAUGUGAACAGUUUCCAGCGGUUUGAAGCCUACAUGUCGGUGGCGGCGCGACGGCACCGGUACAAGAUUGCGUCCGCCGCCGCCGUUCUCGCCUCCAUUGUCAUACCCAUAGCUGUCUUGGUUAAAUAUUAUAACGUUAGUUGGAGAGAUGUUGUUUGCUCGGCUCGCAGUACGUUGUGUAUAAUCGUAAAUUACAUGAUGCCUCAGGCGCAGCCUUCACAAAAUUAAUAAAAAUAAGUAAUGAAAUA